AUGAGGGAAAUACACCACAUUAUCUGUAUCGUUUUCAAUCGCAAGGACCCUGAAUCCUGCAAGAAAGCGCACUGGCUCAUCAAGACGCUCAUUGACGACUGCGCCAAGCAUGGAUGGGGCGAGUGCAGGACGCAUCUAGCGGUCAUGGACCAGAUCGCAGGAACCUACAACUGGAACAAUAACAUCCAGAUGCGGUUCAAUGAGACGAUAAAGAAUUAUCUUGGCCCGAAGGGUAUUAUCGCUCCGGGGAAGAAUGGUAUUUGGCCGGAGACGUACGACAAGAAGAUCUACAAGCUGUAG
Messenger RNA from Monascus purpureus, 300 nucleotides. NCBI's taxonomy places the organism in Eukaryota, Fungi, Ascomycota, Eurotiomycetes, Eurotiales, Aspergillaceae. The record is from the annotation of a GenBank genome assembly.